UCCGGUUGGCGCAAUGAACCGAGCGCUCCCUCUCAUCCCUUCCCGUCAUGCAGCGCUGCUGCCUGCUCCUCCGCCGAGCCGCCAUGUUGUCGGAGUGAAAGCCUGGGGUGUCGGAGAGAAACUGGGGCCAAAAUCCGUGACCAUCCACCCUCUCCGCCGGCUGUGGUGGAAUGAGCACAUGCCAGUGGUGCUGAGCAGUGGAGGACAUGCCCCCCCGACUGGACAGACCCCUCAGGCCACGCCCCCCAGCCAGCAGGGUGUGGCGGGCGCCGGGCGCUCCCAGGACGACGCCAUGGUGGACUACUUCUUCCAGCGGCAGCAUGGGGAGCAGCCCGGCAAACACCGCUGGCCCACCGGGGACAACAUCCACGACAGCCAGGUGCGCUCCAUGGACGAGCUCAACCACGACUUCCAGGCCCUGGCGUUGGAGGGACGCGCUAUGGGAGAGCAGCUCCUAACCGGGAAGAAUUAUGAGCUCAUUAAUAAACAGAUUGCAUUUGGACUCCUGUUUGACUCGGCUUGGAGAGCCAAGCAUCACUCGGUGUCUCAGCCCAUCAUGGUGUCCCGCCGGCCGGGCCAGGGCUUCCACGGGGGGGGGGAGGUGGGCGUGGGCUCGGUGAUGUCACCGCGCUCCGAGAGCGGCGGGCUGGGCGUCAGCAUGGUGGAGUACGUCCUCUCCUCCUCGCCCGCCGACAAACUGGACUCCUGCCUUCGGAAAGGACCUUACGGGCAGCGGGACGGAGAGGUGGAGGAGGAGAAGAGAGAGAAGCCGAAGACGGCGUUUGAGGGGGAGAAGCUGAAGGAGCUGACGGAGGGCGAGUCCGACGUCAUCAGUGACGUCAUCAACCCCAACGGCCUCCCCGUGCAGAACGGGCUGGACGUCGACGUCAAGGAGUUUGGCCGCCCCCCAGGCAACAUGCCCCCCCCCGGGCCCGAGGGCGACCUGCUGGGGGGUCCCGGGGGCGUCGGGGGGGAGGCCCUGGCCGCCCUGGGGGGGGGCGGGGGCCCCAAACCCCCCGAGGACUUCUCUGGGGUGGAGCAGGGGGGCGUGGCCAUGGACCCCAUGGAGUCGGUGAUGGAGCCCCUCCAGUUCGAGUACAACUCCCAGAUGCCCCUGGACUCGGCGCCCACCGUGGGCCUGUUCGACUACGCCAACCAGCAGCAGCUGUUCCAGAGGAACAACGCGCUGGCCGUGCAGCAGCUGACGGCGGCCCAGCAGCAGCAGUACGCGCUGGCAGCCGCACAGCAGCCACACAUCGGCCUGGCCCCGGCCUUUGUGCCCAACCCCUACAUCAUCAGCGCGGCCCCCCCGGGGACGGACCCCUACGCGGCCGGCCUGGCGGCGGCGGCGACCCUCGGCCCCGCCGUGAUGCCCCCCCAGUACUACGGCGUGACGCCCUGGGGCGUCUACCCAGCCAACCUCUUCCAGCAGCAGGCGGCCGCCGCCAACAAUUCGGCCAAUCAGCAGGCGGCGAGCCAGGGUCAGCAGAACCAGCAGCAGGUGAUGCGUGCGGGCGGAAACCAGCGACCUUUGACCCCCAGCCAGGGCCAGCAGAGCCAGCAGAACGAGCAGCUGGUUGCCGCGGCAGCAGUGAACUCGGCGCUGGCGUUCGGACAGGGUUUGGCGGCCGGCGUCCCCGGGUACCCGGUUCUGGCCCCGGCUGCCUACUACGACCAGACGGGGGCCCUGGUGGUGAACACCGGGGCCCGGAGCGGCCCUGUCCGCCUCAUGGCCCCCGCCUCCGUCAUCAUAUCUCCCUCUGCGGCACAAGCAGUGGCGGCCGCGGCGGCCUCUGCGGGCGGGGCCAACGGCGGCCUGGGGGGCGGGGCUAACGGCCCGUUCCGGGCCAUGGCCUCCCAGCAGGCGCAGCAGCAGGGCGGGCCCGGCGGCGCGCUGGGGGGAAGCUCCUUCUACGGAUCCUCCUCCCUCAGCUCCUCCUCCCAGAGCUCCUCGCUGUUCUCCCAGGGCUCCGGCCAGCCCGGGCCGGGGUCGGCCUCGCUGGGCUUCAGCCAGCCCGCCUCCUCCUCCCUGGGCGCCACGCUGGGCGCCACGCUGGGGGGUUUCGGCACCGCAGUGGCCAACUCAAGUGGCGGCAGCGGCUCCAGGAGGGACUCCCUGACGGGCAACAGCGAGCUGUACAAGCGCACCCCCUCCAGCCUCACCCCCAUCGGCCACGGGGGAUUUUACAACGGGACGCUGGGCUUCAGCCCGUCCCCCGGCCCCGUGGGCAUGCCCCUCCCCAACCAGGGGCCCUCGCACUCCCUCACCCCCCCGCCCUCCCUGUCCAAUCACAGCUCCUCAUCCAACCUAAAUCUGGGAGGCCUGACCAAUGGCAGCGGCCGCUUCAUCUCCGCGGCUCCGGGCGCCGAGGCCAAGUACCGAAACGCCGCCAGCUCGGGCUCCUCCCUCUUCUCUCCCAGCAGCCAGCUGUUCCCGUCGUCACGGUUACGCUACGGCAUGUCGGACGUGAUGCCGUCGGGCCGCAGCCGCCUGCUGGAGGACUUCAGGAACAACCGCUACCCCAACCUGCAGCUGCGGGACAUCGCCGGCCACAUCAUGGAGUUCAGCCAGGACCAGCACGGCAGCAGGUUCAUCCAGUUGAAAUUGGAGCGAGCGAGUUCAGCCGAGCGCCAGCUCGUCUUCAGUGAGAUCCUGCAGGCGGCCUACCAGCUCAUGGUGGAUGUCUUUGGAAAUUACGUCAUCCAGAAGUUCUUUGAGUUUGGGAGCCUGGACCAGAAGCUGGCUCUGGCCGAGCGGAUCCGGGGCCACGUUUUGUCUCUGGCCCUGCAGAUGUACGGCUGCAGGGUCAUCCAGAAGGCCCUGGAGUUCAUCCCCUCCGACCAGCAGGUCAUCAGCGAGAUGGUCCGGGAGCUGGACGGCCACGUGCUGAAGUGUGUGAAGGACCAGAACGGCAACCACGUGGUGCAGAAGUGCAUCGAGUGCGUUCAGCCUCACGCGCUGCACUUCAUCAUCGAAGCCUUUAAGGGACAGGUGUUCGCCCUCUCCACUCAUCCGUACGGCUGCCGGGUCAUCCAGCGCAUCCUGGAGCACUGCCUCCCCGAGCAGACGCUGCCCAUCCUGGAGGAGCUCCACCAGCACACGGAGCAGCUCGUGCAGGACCAGUACGGAAACUAUGUGAUCCAGCAUGUCCUGGAGCACGGGCGCGCCGAGGACAAGAGCAAAAUAGUGGCUGAGAUCAGAGGCAACGUCCUGGGACUGAGCCAGCACAAGUUUGCCAGCAACGUGGUGGAGAAGUGUGUGACCCACGCGUCGCGGGCGGAGCGCGCGCUGCUGAUAGACGAGGUGUGCAGCCUGACCGAGGGCCCCCACAGUGCCUUAUACACCAUGAUGAAGGACCAGUAUGCCAACUACGUGGUGCAGAAGAUGAUCGACGUGGCCGAGCCCACGCAGCGCAAAAUAGUCAUGCAUAAGAUCCGACCCCACAUCUCCACCCUGAGGAAGUACACGUAUGGAAAACACAUCCUGGCCAAGCUGGAGAAAUACUACAUGAAGAACGGCUUUGGAGCUCAGGCACUUAGACCUGAACCACCCAGACCUGAACCACCUAGACGUCCCCCAGACCAGAACCAUCCAGAGGUCCUCCAGAACCACCUAGACCUGAACCUCCCAGACCAGAACUACCUAGACCUGAACCACCCAGACCAGGACCCCCUAGACUUGAACCCCCUAGACUUGAACCACCCAAACGCCCCCCCAGAACCACCCAGACCUCCUCAAGAAACACCCAGACGUCCCCCCAGACCAGAACCAUUCAGAACCACCCAGAGGUCCUCCAGAACCCCCCCCCCCAGACAUCCUCCUAAACCACCCAGACCUGAACCCCCCAGAGGUCCUCUGAACCACCCAGACGCGAAGAAGCGCACGCCAGACUGGGCAAACGCUCCAACUGGGCUCUCGUUUGGAGACGGGCUCCCAGAGGAACGUAACCCGGAAGAGAGGGUCAAACUGGAGAUAUACCCUGUGAGGGGGGGGCGCGCGGGCAUUGAAUCAUUGAGAGAAAAGCGAACGGGAGCUAAAAAUAAGCGAAACGCGGAUCUAAUUUUGAACGUGAGGACCAGGAACGCGUCUGCUGGUGUUUCUCUGGGAGGUGAGCGCGUGACGCUGCAGAAAGCGGCACGUUCAGCCUCGUUUGAGGCUCAGACGAACCGGAAGUGCCCACAGUUAUCACAGCAGAAGGGGUUUGAGCUGAGUCCCAACCGGGAGCACGUGGGAGGAAGGGGGGGGAGACUAAACGGUCUUCACACACCGCGGCGGCGUCCGUCGGUGACAUCAUCGCUCCUCAGCAGCCCAUUGGCUGUCGGGCGGCGGGCGCCGUCCCACUGA
Messenger RNA from Menidia menidia (Atlantic silverside), 4345 nucleotides. The record is from the annotation of a GenBank genome assembly. Lineage: Eukaryota; Metazoa; Chordata; Actinopteri; Atheriniformes; Atherinopsidae.